Cydia fagiglandana is the source of this 2275-nucleotide messenger RNA. RefSeq lists its product as uncharacterized. Lineage: Eukaryota; Metazoa; Arthropoda; Insecta; Lepidoptera; Tortricidae. The record is from RefSeq and is a predicted model, not a curated record. Gene Ontology annotation, cellular component: plasma membrane. Bases 65 to 1411 code for a protein of 448 amino acids. Gene Ontology annotation, biological process: detection of chemical stimulus involved in sensory perception of smell; sensory perception of smell. Gene Ontology annotation, molecular function: olfactory receptor activity; odorant binding. The transcript is spliced from 6 exons.
GUUGUUCAAGUACUAGUCGAACUAACGAGUAGAUUGGCUGAUUAAAAUUGGUAGUAUAAUAAAAAUGUCAAAGAUAGUAAACUCUGAUCGCCCUAGGCGUUACUUUGGCGUGCACUACCGCCUCUUGAGGUUCUUAGGGCUAGGCUGGUGGCAUCACCCGGACGAAGGUGAUUUCAGGAACUUUCCGAGCUGGUACCUGUACUAUUCUAUACUCACUCAAGUCAUUUGGGUGGCGGGUUUCGUCGGUCUCGAAACCAUCGAUCCUUUCGUCGGUGAAAAGGAUAUUGAUCGAUUCAUGUUCAGUCUCUCAUUCGUCAUCACCCACGACCUCACUUGCAUCAAGCUAUACCUCUUCUUUUUCAAAAACCGUGCUAUCCAGGAGAUCGUGCGCACCAUUGAAAUCGACGUUUACGAUUACUAUCAAAAUGUUGAUAAAAAUCGCAGAACAAUCAGAAUUACAAAAAUCAUGACGGCAUCUUUUGUUUUUUUCGGGUGGAUUACUAUUGGCAAUACGAAUGUCUACGGCACUAUUAUGGAUUUAAGAUGGAAGAAAGAAGUAGCUCUUUUAAACGAUACUGCCGUAAAGCCGCCACGGACGCUCCCUCAACCUAUCUACAUACCAUGGACAUAUCAAUCGGAUGAAUCAUAUAUCGCGACGUUCGUGCUGGAGACAGUGGGUUUGCUGUGGACGGGACACAUCGUCAUGACUAUAGACACUUUUAUCGGGUCACUCAUUCUUCACAUGAGCUCUCAGUUCUCGAUACUACAAGAGGCAUUCAUGACUGCAUAUGAACGCGCUCUAUCGCAACUAAUCUCAGACAUGCCGCUUGAUACGCAGGAUGAAUCAAAUAAUGAGAAUAUUGACAUUCUUAAAGAUCGUCUGGAUGAGAUAGAAGCUAAAGUUAAAUCAUUUUACACUGACGUUCAAAUUGAAUCUGCUAUAGAAAAAUCGGUAAAGACCUGUCUUCGUCAACAUCAAUUGUUGAUUAGUUGCGUGGAAAAGUUCCGAGUGACUUACUCCUACGGCUUCAUGACUCAGCUGCUGUCCAGUAUGGCGGCCAUUUGCGUCGUAAUGGUGCAAGUUUCGCAAGAUGCAUCGAGUUUCAAGUCUAUUCGUCUCGUGACAUCCCUGGCGUUUUUCAUGGCAAUGAUCAUACAACUUGCCAUACAAUGCUUCACGGCGAACGAGCUCACGCUUCAGGCCGAGUGCGUUUCGGACGCGAUUAUGCAGUCGAAAUGGGAGCGUAUGUCGCCUCGCGUACGUCGGUACCUCCUGAUAGCGAUGAUGCGAGCACAACGGCCUCUCAGGCUAUCAGCUGCGGGCUUCGCUUACAUGGACAACCGGUGCUUCUUGGCAAUAAUGAAGGCCGCCUAUUCGUACUACGCGGUCUUGAGCCAGAAGGAGGUGUAGACAUAGAUUAAAAAACUAGGUAUACAUAGCAGAUACGCAACUUCAAGACAUUGUUUUUAGCUGUGAGAAAAUGAGAGCCAUCGCUUCUUAAUUACCAACAGGAUGUAGAUUAAAACGUGGGUUAUUCUUGUCUAUCAAUUAUUUUUGAAACAAGGUUUUACUGGGCUAAACCAAGCAGAAUAGCUUUUCUUUUUGACGUGAUAACGUCUUAUAAAUCCAUGAACAGCGGUAGCAUGCACGAAAAAGGGUCACGUUGUGGACAGAUCUCCAUGGUAACGUUACGACCACGUUUUCUUAUGACGUUAUCACGCAAAAUUAUCGUCCGUAAACCGAUUUUACAGACAACCAUAUUUUUUUCGAAACACCUAAUUACAGUAAUUACUAUUAUAAUUUAUAAGAUCGCUUUCUCCUGUUGUUUGAAAUACUAUAUCUACCGUAUUUUAUUUAGGGGAUAAUAAAAAAUUAUGACAAACUUCACAAUAAAAUGUUAUUGUUGCGUUUACCAGUUUAAUAAAAAAAACUAAAGAAAGUAGAGACGUCAAAGCAUAUGACUCUCAUACCAAUUUCCCACUUAGGUACAUACCUAGUGGCAAAGUGUCGAAUCUGCUAUCAUGUAAUCUGUUCACGUGGACCCUCUACAUAAGAUCAAAGCCUCUAGUCCCUCUAAAUAAGAUUAAAGCCUAAGGAUAUUAUAAGUACGUUCUAGAAAUAAUACAAACAACUUGUGUUUAUAAAUUUUAUAAACUUAGUAUAAAAGUUCAUUGUAACCUUACGCCGUUGUAACAUUUUAAGUGAUAUUAAGUUAACAUUAUUCUAGGCUAUCACAGUUGCUCGGUAGGUUAAUAAUAAAUACCUAAUUAAGUA